This is a messenger RNA of Petromyzon marinus (sea lamprey), 4512 nucleotides long. The record is from RefSeq and is a predicted model, not a curated record. NCBI's taxonomy places the organism in Eukaryota, Metazoa, Chordata, Hyperoartia, Petromyzontiformes, Petromyzontidae.
CCACCUACACCCACCCACGCACGCACGCGCGCGCGCUCUUGCUGCCGCGCUAAAGAUGGCGAGGCUUGGAGCGUCGUCUGUGUCGUCUCUGCCGCCGCCGCUGCUGCUGCCGCCGCUGCUGCUGCUGGUGGUGGUGGUGGCCCCCACGCUGCUCAUUCGCUCCACUCUCGCCAACUCCUUCCCGCAGCGAGAGAGCAUCCAGUACUGGGCGACUCGCAUCUCCACGGAGUUGGACAAAGUGCUGCAUCAGGCUAGCGGCAUGGAUCAGCUGCGGGAGAUCUACCACAAGCACAAGUCGCUGUUCGAGCUGAGGAGAAACGAGGCUGAGCACCUGGUGAACACGGCCUCCAUCAAGAUCAAGAACCUGCUGAGCAAGAGGGUCCACGCUCUGGAGAAACUCACCAAGGCCGCCGAGGACCUGCAGAAGCGACACACCUGGAAGGACCACAUCCAGGAGGCCGAUGUUUCCUACUAUGACGCCAAGCAGCACGUGAAGUGCAUCCCCGAUGACCGUGAGGCGAGGAGCGACGAGACGAGCCGGAGCGACUCGCGCGUGGCCAACGAGAGCUUCACCGCCGUGCACAUCCCCACCGACAUCUACAACGGCUCGUCCAUCAUCCUGAACGAGCUGUACUGGACGGCUGGCCUGGAGCAGGUGUUCAAGGAGAACAAGCGGCAGGACCCCAAGCUGCUGUGGCAGGUGUUUGGCAGCGCCACCGGACUCACGCGAUACUACCCAGCACUGCCGUGGUCCUGCAACCCCAAGAAGGUGGAUCUCUACGACGUCCGCCGGCGGCCAUGGUACAUCCAGGGUGCCGCAUCUCCCAAGGACAUGGUGAUUCUGGUGGACGUCAGCGGCAGCGUAAGCGGCCUCACGCUGAGCCUCAUGAAGAAGUCGGUGACGAACAUGCUGGCGACGCUGGCCGAUGACGACUACGUCAAUGUCGUGUCGUUCAACAACACGGCGUACCACGUGUCGUGCUUCACGCACCUGGUCCAGGCCAACGUGCGCAACAAGAAGGUGCUGAAGGAGGCCGUGGAGAAGAUGACGUCGCGCGGCCUCACCAACUACUCGGCCGGCCUGGAGUUCGCCUUCCAGCAGCUCUUCAACCACAACAUCUCGCGAGCCAACUGUAACCGCAUGAUCAUGCUGUUCACGGACGGGGGGGAAGAUCGUGCCCAGGACAUCUUCGAGCUUUAUAACUGGCCAAAUAAAACGGUGCGGGUGUUCACCUUCUCCGUGGGGCAGCACAACUACGACGUCACGCCCAUACAGUGGAUGGCAUGCGCUAACAAAGGAUACUACUUUGAGAUUCCGUCCAUCGGAGCGAUCCGGAUAAACACUCAGGAGUACCUGGACGUGCUGGGUCGCCCGAUGGUGCUGGCUGGGCCCCGGGGCAAGCAGGUGCAGUGGACCAACGUCUACCUAGACGCUCUGGAGCAGGGCCUGGUGAUCACGGGGACUCUUCCCGUCUUCAACCUGUCUGCGAGCGGCAACGUCCAGAACCAGUUGAUCCUGGGCGUGAUGGGCGUGGACGUGUCCCUGAAAGAGAUCAAGGAGCUCACCGACCAGUUCAACCUUGGAGCCAACGGUUAUUUCUUUGCCAUCGACCCGAACGGCUACGUCCUCCUGCACCCCAACUUCCUGCCCAAGCUGCCCAACUUCCAGGAGCCGGUGACGCUGGACUUCGUGGACGCCGAGUUGGAGAGCGCUAGGAAGCUGGAGAUCAGAGCGAGCAUGAUUAACGGCGAGAACAAAUCCAUGACGUUCGAGACGCUGGUCAAGUCCCUGGACGAGAGAUACGUGGACAGAGUGAAGCGCACGUACACCUGGACUCAGGUGGAGAGCACGGACUACAGCCUGGCGGUGGUGCUGCCGCACUACAGCCUCUUUCACAUCAAGGCCCUCCUGAGCGGCGACGAGAUCACUCAGGCGGCCUCCAACUCGAACAAAGGCAACGAUUUCGAGACGCUAUCUCCAUCGUCCACGGAUGCGAUGGAGCACGUGUUCAUCGCGCCCAGGGAUUACUGUAAGAACAUGGUGCCAAGCGCCAACAACAACAACAACACGGAGUUCCUGCUGAACUUCAUCGCCACGAUCGAGCGCGACUCGCCCAACUCGCCCGACUGCAACCAGGAAAUGAUUUACAACCUCCUGCUGGACGCGAGGAUCACGGCGGACCUGGUGGAGCAAGCGUGGCUGGACCUCAACAUGGAAGAAUUCGGUAUCCAGGCUGUGUUCGUGGCGACCGAUGCUGGAGUGACACGAGUGUUCUCAUACGGCCUGGCCAGCGAGUGGCUGGAGGAGCCGGAGCCAUACAACGCCAGCUACUACAAGCGUAGCCUCGACAAUGCCGGCUUCGUCUACCGGGCGCCCACGCUCAAAUCUCCGCAGGGCAGCAUCCUGUCGAGCCGGGCGAUCGAGCUCACCUUCAACGAGCACACCCUGAAGCCCGCAGUCGUCGGGGUCAAGUUGGACGUCGAGGCCUGGACGUCAAAGUUCAAGAUCCUGGCGACCAACCGCACGGCGGCGGGCGGCGGUGGCGGCGGCGGCCAGGACACGUGCGAUGGCUUCAGGACGUACGGAUCGAGCAGCUGUGAGAUGGACUGCGAGGGCUCCAGCGAGGAGCUGCUCUGCGUCAUCUUGGACGACGGGGGCUUCCUCGUCCUGUCCAACAACAAGGAGCACACGAACCUGUUGGGCAGCUUCUUCGGCACGAUCGACGGUGCCCUCAUGUCGGCGCUCUACAACGCCUCGCUCUACGCCAAGGUGGAGUCCUUCGACUACCAGUCGGUGUGUGGGCCCCGGCGGGCCAACACCUCGGCCUCCACGGCAACGCACCUCCACACGCCCAGUCUCGUGGACCUCGUCAACCUCGCCUGGUGGUCCACGGCGGCUCUGUGGUCCCUGCUGCAGCAGCUGCUCUUCUCCCUGCUUCUGGGCACCACAGAGUACAGCGAACCGGCGUCUGCGUUCUGGACAGACUACGCGGACCAAGUGAGCUGCGUCACCCUGCAGACCCAGUUCUACUUCCCCAACAACGAAACCUCCUUCCACCAGCUCAUCGACUGCGGCAACUGCUCCCGGCUCUUCCACGCCGAGAAGCUUCCCGGCUCGAACCUGGUGUUCGUCGUAGCGGAGAACAUUCUGUGCUCCCACUGCCACAUCACCGUCCUGACGCAGGCGGACCGUGAGUCGGAGGGGCACGACUCUUGUGCGAUGGUGAGGACCCCGCGUGUGCGUCGUGGCCCCGAGAGCUGCUUCGACUACAACACCACGGAGGACUCGUCGCAGUGCGGCAAGGCCUCUUCGCUCGGGCCGUCCGUGCCGGCCGUCGUGGGCCUGCAGGUGCUGGGCCUGUGGCUCCUGCCGCUGCUCCUCCUGCCGCUGCCGUCGCCGGCUCCUUCCGAACCUCACCCCUCCUGAGGGUCGCCUUUCCACCGCCGCGGAGCCAUUCGGGGAGCCACCACAGCCGAGCCACGGCCAGGCUUUUCACGCGAUUGAAUGCUCACAGUGUUAUCGUCAUCAUCAUCAUCGUCGUCGUUCUUUUUAUUGUUCGGAAGAGAAGUUUGUUGGCGUGGUCUCAUGGGACGUAGCGCUGCUGUGGCAGCUCCAUUUGGGGGUGGUGGUGGGGGGGGGUCACCACCAAGCCCCCUUCUGGGAACGCGCCACUGAGAAAGCGGUGGGGGGGGGGAUCCGUGUCUCCACCGCCACCGACAACGCCGCCGCUACCCCCGCCCCAAGCCGGCGUUGGAGGCGCAGACUUCGCUAGGCGCUGUCGCUCGCGGCCAGAGGGGAUCGAACUCCGCGUGGCGAACUGUCGGUCGUGGAUUUGUGGUGGCCAGGGCCCUCCAGGCCACCCCGAGCCCACCAGGACCCAGCCGCCGUGAUUUUCGUCACCUGGGAACUUUGCGAUCCAGCGCGGGGAGGUAGGGGCGAUGCACCCCAUCUGACCUCUGACCCCUCAUACUGCUGCUGAUGCCACCUUCUUAAGGAAGCCACCACCACCUUCCACCGCUACCACCACCACCUUCCACCGCUACCACCACCACCACCUUCCACCGCUACCACCACCGCCACCGUCCCCACGGUCGCUCCUCCGACCUCGCGAAACGGAGGCCAUUGAGAGCCAUCAGCUGACAACAACCUUUAUUUUUUUCUGCUCCUUUCCUCUCGCCCGGAGGGGAUUUCUCGACCUUCGCGGGAACUCUGCCGUCGUGAAAAUUGUUCGGUUCGUUAUUGUCGCUUUGUCGGUCGGUCAAUUGGUUAGCCGAUUGGUCAGACGAUUGGUCAGCUGAUUGGUCAGCCGAUUGGUCAGCUGAUUAGUCAGUCACUCGCUGAGUCGGCUUGCGAGGUGAAUCUAUGAGCGUGCGUCGGUGCUCUGCAUGGUGGCGCGGUGUUCAUUGUGCGUGCGUGUGUGCGUGGGAGUGAGCGUGCAUGUGCGUGUAUUGCGGUUUGCGUGCGCUACGAACCCGGCGAUCCGAGUUCGAUUUCCGCUCACGGCCAACAGC